GAGGCGAGCACGAGCAGAUGAAAAUAUUGAAAAUGAAAUUGAAAUGUGAUAAAGUUUGUGCCUGAUUUAUUGUAUCAUUUGUAUGUUUUUACUAAUAUGAAUGAAAUACUUAACUAAUAAUUUAAAUGAACUAUACUUGUCCAUCAUAUAAUAUUCUAUGAACUUUGCAAACAAAUUUCAAGGCAGAUAUGAUAGAUUCGACACUUAAGAAAUGGCUAUAAGUUACAUUCCCCGUGUGACACAGUUGGACGCGGGCGAGUUAGAUGAGCAGCUGGAAGAGCUGCUUAAACAACAAUUAUUUAAUGCUACAAAAUAUUUAGAGCCAGGUAUUCUGCAGCCAGUACUACCUGAAUUAGAACUACUUCUCCGAACAUGGAUAUUCAAAUAUUCAGUCUAUGACAACAAAUGCACUUUCGGACAAAAAAUGCUUUCGUUGAAAUAUAACACAAAUAACUUCUCCAAGUCCAAACUUUACUGGUAUUAUGGGUACACAAUUGCAUUAAAAUAUUUAAAAGAUAGAGCUAUAUAUAGUUGGACUUCUAAUACUAAAGUACAGAAUUUUGUACAGCAGUUAGAAACAUUUCAGUUACUUGGAGACAUUUUAAAUUUUCUAAGGUUUAUAAGAAGUGGCAAAUAUCCAGUGCUCGUAGAUUUUAUUUUGGGUUUGGAGUUGACGGCGGAUAAGCUCACAAGAGAGGAUCUGACUGAUUUGUCAUGGACACGAGAACUUCUAUGGCAUAAUUUUAUUGAACUAAUAGGCACCAUCAUAUCUUUGAUGAACAUAUUUGGUCUCGGAAGACGGCUCAGCAACAUAUUGAAGUAUAUGUGGUGGCAUGUGAAGCCAGUGUUAAAGCCAGGGCCACCCCUUAUGACCCACCUCACUGUAUGUGCCUGUUGCUCUACCAGACCGGUUUUACCCCAUACCAUGGGCUGCUCACAUAUCUUCUGCUAUUAUUGCCUUUCGACCAAUAGAAUGCUAGAUCCAGACUUUGCAUGUCCUAAGUGCUUUUAUAUAGGAAAGGAGAUAAAUAGAUUUACAAUGGCUUAAAUGAUUAAGAGAAAUUAACAUUUUAUUGAUUUAUGAGGUGGAGGUAUUAAUAUUUAACAGCUGUGGAAGUGUGGACUAAGGACAAGGGUACAGUCAGCAUGAUCAGCAUCAAAUAGAUAGUGACGGCCAAAGUGGCCGAAUAUAUCGCAACACACCUUUGUUACCAUAUAAGUAAGUAAUAAACUGUAACAUUUGGUUUUAUUUGUGAUAUUUGUUAAAUAUAUCAAUUUGACUAUUAGGUACAUUCAACUGAUGUGACCUAUUCAUAUAAUUUAAACAACUAAGUCAUCACAGUGUAGGAGGAACACCACAAAAACGUAUAAAUUGAAAAUAAUUAUAAUAGAGUAGCUGGUAAUGUUGGUAUUUGUAUGUAUCUCGUUGCCAGCCUUGUUUUCGAAGGAUAUUCUGCUCUCAUAAGCCAAUUAGCAAUUAGCGGUAUUGGUGACUUGUUAUAAAACAAAAUGGUAAUAUAAAAUUGUUUAUUGUGUACAAUUUGUACAAUCUACGUAUUUUGUUUACAAA
This is a messenger RNA of Cydia strobilella, 1570 nucleotides long. It is a transcript of the gene Pex2, whose product is annotated as cuticle protein 7-like. The record is from RefSeq and is a predicted model, not a curated record. The coding region runs from base 212 to 1048 and encodes 278 amino acids. Gene Ontology annotation, molecular function: zinc ion binding. Lineage: Eukaryota; Metazoa; Arthropoda; Insecta; Lepidoptera; Tortricidae. The transcript has 6 exons. Gene Ontology annotation, biological process: protein import into peroxisome matrix. Gene Ontology annotation, cellular component: extracellular matrix; peroxisomal membrane.